GGUUUUGUUUGCAAACUGUACAGUCGAUCUCAGCCACCAGACAGAUCUCAUCCUCAACGUCGUAGGCAACAACACGCAAGACCUUCAAGAUGUCCUCCGACCUCCAGUGGCUCCUUCUCCGCAACAACAAUGCCUUCAUCGUGAAGCGCGUUGAAGAGGGUCCUAUCUUCUCCAAGGAGCCUGGAAAUCUCACCAACCUCCACUCCUUCAAAUACUCGGGUCUUGCUAACUCCAAGACCAUCGACGUCCAGCAGACUCCUUCUGGUAUCCAAAUUGCGACCGCGAAGAAGGGUGCUUCUCCUCACGCAGUGAGCCCCGCAAAGGUUAUCACCACAAUCCGUAACCGAUCAGGACCCCGCCGUGCUGCUGGUGUCGCUGCUAAGCUCGCCAAGCGCGGCUACCGACCUGACCUCCGACAGGCUGCUAUUGCCCGUGUUUCUGCCCUUGCCGCCACCCAAAAGGAGAAGAAACCUUCACCACCAAAGAAGCUUCGGGGGAAGAAGGCUCUCGCUAUUGCUGCUGCUCUCGAUUAGGUAUUCAUUGUAUUGGGAUCGUCAUGUAUUUUCUUUCGCUCUCGCAUCUAGCAUUACUGCCCCACAUGUCGUUAUGCCCGCCUCACGGAGAAUAUAUGCGCUCCAGGUUCCACAUUCUC
Molecule: messenger RNA, 652 nt
Organism: Somion occarium
Lineage: Eukaryota; Fungi; Basidiomycota; Agaricomycetes; Polyporales; Cerrenaceae
Source: the annotation of a GenBank genome assembly